Molecule: messenger RNA, 1970 nt
Organism: Pimephales promelas (fathead minnow)
Lineage: Eukaryota; Metazoa; Chordata; Actinopteri; Cypriniformes; Leuciscidae
Gene: ndfip1l
Product: Nedd4 family interacting protein 1, like
Biological process (GO): ubiquitin-dependent protein catabolic process; metal ion transport; vacuolar transport
Cellular component (GO): endoplasmic reticulum; Golgi apparatus; perinuclear region of cytoplasm
Molecular function (GO): WW domain binding
Source: RefSeq, a predicted model, not a curated record
ACAACCGUCUGACUGAGAUCACAGGAAGCUCUAGGGCAAAUCUGAUCUGAUGAGGGUUGUGUCUUCUGGCUUUGCUUGUUAAAAACUUGUUAAAAAAAUUAAUUUAGACAGUUUGUUGCUCGAAUUGUGCCUUUACGGGAAUUUUCGUUAUCUUUUCAAGCUCGCUGAGGAUGGCUGAGCCAAGUGGGAGAUAUCAGCAGCUGCCCAAUGAGGAGGAUCCGGAGGAGGGGCCUCAGCUGGCCAGUGAUGCUCCGCCCCCUUACAGCAGUAUUGCAGCUGACAAUGCAGCAUAUUUUGAUUACAAAGACGAUGCAGCAUUUCCCAAGCCCCCGUCUUACAACGUUGCCACCACACUUCCAUCGUACGACGAGGCUGAGAGAUCCAAAGCAGAGGUUACCGUCCCACUUGUGUCCGGUCGACACAGGGAACGUCUGGACACACUCGAUGAUGUAACUCGCUGUGCGCUGGAGGACGAUGACUUUGUGGCCAGAGAUGACUUUGAGGAUGCCGACCAGCUGCGGAUAGGCAACGACGGCAUUUUCAUGUUGACGUUUUUCAUGGCUUUCCUCUUCAACUGGAUUGGCUUCUUUCUCUCAUUCUGCCUUACAACCUCAGCAGCCGGGCGUUACGGUGCCAUAUCUGGGUUUGGUCUGUCACUCAUCAAAUGGAUCCUCAUCGUACGGUUUUCCACUUAUUUCCCUGGUUACUUUGAUGGACAGUACUGGCUGUGGUGGGUGUUUCUGGUGCUUGGCUUCCUGCUGUUCCUCAGAGGCUUUAUCAACUACGCAAAGAUCCGAAAAAUGUCAGACUCCUUUUCUACUCUUCCACGGACCAGAAUUCUCUUCAUCUAGUUACUUGCUGGAAAUGAAACCACAUGUAUGGGCCUGUGUUGAGCCAUUGACCCGGCGGGGAAAAUAUCUUUACAAAAAAAAAAAAACCCUUCCUUCUGUAAUCUACCCAUCUGAAUGAAAGACUGCGGGAUUCCAGAGCGAUGGAGGAGGAACUUUUAUUUUCCACCCCCUGCUUCUGAAAGCGCUGUUUGCUGAUUGCAGGAUACUCUUUUCACGUUUCUAGAUAUAAAGUAGUGGACGCUAACAGCUCUGUACCUGUCCUGAAAUCAUUCGUGGGUUGACGUUGAGUGCUAUUUGUCUAUUUUCAGUCUGUAACUGAGAUCUUGUUUUUAGUAAAAGCAUGUGCUAUGCUCCCUGUGGACCAGCAGGGGGAAGUCUUGCUUUUAUAUUUCAGUCUUUUUUCUUUUCAGUCACGUUUGACAAGACAGCAACCAGUCACUGCUGGUCACCAUUCAUGAAGAGCUUUUCUCUUUGUGAAUGGCAGUGUGAAAUGAAAACAGUCAACGCUUUUCUUUUCUUUUCUUUUCUCUAUUCUUUUUACUGUUUCUGUUUCUCUCAGCCUCCCUUCGUGACAUGAAAUUAAAGAUACUGUUUUCAAGUUGUCACUUUUGAUGUGGUUUAGACAUGUUUUAUUGGCUAUGUAGUUGUUUGAAAUGGCUUAUUAAGACCAAAGUUAAGAUCCAGAAGGCGUAUGAAUAGCAUCUCGGGUCAUGAACAUUUGGCAUCCACAAAUGUUUGACUACUUGCAACUUUGCGAAGAAAAACAAAACUGAUGUUAUCUGCGUUACAAUUCAAGCAGACAAACCCUUCUAUUUUCCCUUUUAUACUAUGGCAUAGCAGAUUUUUCCCUUUGAAUAUGCGUUUAGCCGGAUGCCUCUCCCCCUUGUGCAGUGGCCAUGAUAGGGGCCCGUUUGAUCUCUCUCUGUCUAAUCAUGCAUGAUUCUGCUUUGGCUUGUCUGCUCUUGUCACCUUGGGUCUCGUCCAUAACACAGGAAGUUAGUCUUUUGUGCUCUGUUUUCCAUACAGCUUUGCGGUCACCCGUUAAAUUCCAGUGGAUGUGUGCACAUGUAUUUGCUUGUAAAUAAGAUACUGCUAUUAAACGUGUCUGGUGGUAAUGUU